Paramuricea clavata is the source of this 7998-nucleotide messenger RNA. NCBI's taxonomy places the organism in Eukaryota, Metazoa, Cnidaria, Anthozoa, Malacalcyonacea, Plexauridae. The record is from the annotation of a GenBank genome assembly.
CUUUUCAAAUAGCAGAACUCCCUUUUCAAAUGGCAGAACUCCCUUUUCAAAUAGCAGAACUCCCUUUUCAAAUAGCAGAACUCCCUUUUCAAAUAGCAGAACUCCCUUUUCAAAUAGCAGAACUCCGUUUUGUUGCGAACACAUCUCGUUGACAAGUUGUGAGAUUUUUACAUGUGUGCAGUACACUUCAUCUCCAAAGAUAACAAUGCGAGGUUUAUAAAUUUUAAUGAUUGAACUGUGUUUUAGGUGUGAAGGGCACGGCAACAUCAUCCAAUAACACAAUUGAGGUCGAACGUUGUCUUGGCAUCGAAGCCGCCAGGUACGUCAUGUUGCAAAGACAAGGUUUGCGACUGCAAAUUUGCAAUUUCUGGAAAUUUUCUUGUCCUUUCUAGAGUGACCAUUAUUAACGAAAUUGUGUACACGAUGACGAAUCAUGGAAUGAGUAUUGAUGCACGCCAUGUCAUGUUGCUGGCGGAUUUAAUGUCGUUUAAGGUAUGUUUCUUGCCAAUGAAAAAUCUGAAAUAAUUGUGUAGAAACUAUAGCGAUGUUAAUGCUUUGUUUGUCUAGGGCGAGAUUCUUGGAAUCACAAGAUUUGGUCUGGCAAAAAUGAAAGAAAGUGUUCUCAUGUUGGCUUCGGUAAGUACUAUGUUUCAUUUACAGCUUAUUUAUAUACAAACAAUCCUCUUUGAAAUAGCAAUAUGUAGCAGUAUCCUUUUGAAAGCCUGGUAGUGGCUUUAUCUAAACGAAGUGUUUCAUCUUUUAGUUUGAGAAGACAGCUGACCAUUUGUUUGAUGCCUCGUUCCACGGACGAAAAGAUUCCAUCGAUGGUAUUUCGAUCAUAUUUCAUUAUUACUAUUAAAUGUACGUUUCAAUUAUGUUGUUGUUAAAUUGUUCAUAAACUCUUUCUCUGUUUCCAGGAGUGAGUGAAUGCAUUAUUAUGGGAAUUCCUAUGGCAAUUGGAACUGGAAUGUUCUCCCUUUUAAAUAAAUAUCCUUUUAUAUAACAUAAAUAUCCUUUUAAAUAACAUUCAGCACAAAAACCUAACCGGCUUUUAAAAAUGGAAACUAAACAAUUGAUGCUUCUGCUGCACACGCAAAAAUCUUGUAGCAAAUCUGCCAAUAAGCCCAUAAAAAAAAUUUCGCAAAAUAUAAUUGUUAAAAGUUGAAAAUUUUCAACUUCAAAAUUCUUUUCCGACGGAAAAUUUGUGUCGACCAAUCACAUUUUACAAAUUUUUAUUUCCGCGGAAAAUUUUGUGUUCGUACUGCUUAUCCCAAGUUGUCAACAUGUUUGGAACAAGCUGUUCACGACUGUAACAAGCUUGAUGGCAUUAUCAGACAUUUUGCAAUUAAGGUUGUUCCAACAAGUCUGAUACAGUCAUGAUAUAACAAUAUUGUUAUAACCUUGUGUCGUCAACUUUGUAACAACUUAUCAAAUUUUUCCUUAACUGUAUUCUACGUCAAAUAUUGAUUCUGCACCACCUCAACGACCUUUAUUGUUUGAUAAUCCUGAAUUCCAUAUCCCUGGAGUUGAACCUACGUGACACUGAACACGUGACACUAAUCAAGUGACCCCAGAGGUAUGUCUAUACAGUCAGUACAGUAAUCUCAGUGUGUUACCGGAUUAAUGUGUUUGGUACUCCAACUGACGUCUUACUAAACUAAACUAACUUUAUUUAUACUGGAUAGCUCUAUCAGUUCUAAACUGUUCUCCCUAGAGAUCCAGUAAGGAUCAACCCUUAUUGAUUCAGUGUUACUUACAGGAGGAAAUCUAAACUAAACUAACUUUAUUUAUACUCGAUAGCUCUAUCAGUUCUAAACUGUUCUUCCUAGAGUUCCAGUAAGGAUCAACCCUUAUUGAUUCAGUGUUACUUACAGGAGGAAAUCUAAACUAAACUAACUUUAUUUAUACUGGAUAGCUCUAUCAGUUCUAAACUGUUCUUCCGAGAGUUCCAGUAAGGAUCAUCCCUUAUUGAUUCAGUGUUACUUACAGGAGGAAGCGUAAACUAAACUAACUUUAUUUAUAUACUGGAUAGCUCUAUCAGUUAUAUAAACAAUCUAAACUGUUCUCCUUAGAGGUCCAGUAAGAAUCAUCUCUUAUUGAUCCAAUAUUACUACAGGAGGAAGCUUAUAAAGUAAACUAACUUUAUUGGUACUGGAUAGCUCUAUCAGUUCUAAAUUGUUCUUCCUAGGGGUAUAACAAUCCAUUUUGCUUGUUGUUAGUUUCAAGCCCGCUGUAGUGAUAACUCAAUAUGUGCAUGUUAUCUCAAUUGCAUAUCACAUCGACGUGUGCCGCGUGUCAUCAAAGUAUCGAAAAACAAUCAAACUUUUAUUAAAACGUUAACGAUAAAAUCCUUGUUAUCCUAUUGACAUUGGCGCGUGCCACGGUGUUUGCACAUCACACGUGUAUAACAGGAUAUCUUCAUCAAAUCGCGCUGAGACACUUUGCUAAUGAACACGAAAUUGUACCUGAUUGCUUCUCUACAGACAUCCGCUUACAGAUUGUAUCUUGAGGUGCUUUGAAUUUAUUGCAACAGAUAAACUAAACUAACUUUAGUUAUACUGGAUAGCUCUAUCAGUUCAAAACUGUUCAUCCUAGAGGUCCAGUAAGGAUCAUCUCUUAUUGAUCCAGUUUUACUACAGGAGGAAACCUGAACUAAACUAAUUAUAGUGGAUAGCUCUAUCAGUUUUAAACUGUUCUCCCUAAAGGUCCAGUAAGGGUCAUCUGUUAUUGAUUCAGUGUUACUACAGGAGGAAACCUAAACUAAACUAACUUUAUACUGGAUAGCUCUAUCAGUUCAAAACUAUUCUUCCUAGAGGUCCAAUGAGGAUCAUCUCUUAUUGAUCCCGUGUUACUACAGGAGGAAACCUAAACUAAACUAACUUUAUACUGGAUAGUUCUAUCAGUUCUAAACUGUUCUCCCUAGAGGUCCAGUAAGGGUCAUCUGUUAUUGAUCCAGUGUUGCUACAGAACGAAACCUAAACUAAACUAACUUUAUUUGUGGUGAAUAGCUCUAUCAGGUCUAAGUUGUACUCGAUCUAAAGUUUCAGUUAAGGUCAGUUAAGGCCACUGCAGAUAUACCGGGCCAUAUUCAAGUUAUCUUUUGAAAAGUUGAAAACUAAGGUUGUUUUAAUUAAACAAGAGUGUUUGCAAGGAAAAUCUUAUUACGCUUCCUACACAAACAAAAAAAGCAAAUAAAAAACUCAUUAGAACAUUAUCAAAGAAGGCUUCAUUGUAUAGAUUCCGAGGCUGGCUUGCGAACACGUGGUUUAUUGAAUUUAGCUUUCGUUGGGAGGGAUGAAACUACUCUGAAAAUACAAAGCGAAUUUCGACGUUUCGAGCGAAGGCCCUUCGAAUUUCACUUUGUAUGGUAGUUGUACCCCUACCAACGAAAGCUUAUACAAUUUUAAAUCCUGUUUGCUAUAGACUCCUUCUCUACGAAAGAAAUCCUUCAAUGAUUGAAAUUAAAUCACAAUAAUGAGUAUUUAGAAGAGAUCUUUUUCUAAACUGAAUUUUAUGGCUUGGUAGAACUGAUUAAGCUAUCCAGUAUAAAUAAAGUUAGUUUAGGUUUCCUCCUGUAGUAACACUGGAUCAAUAAGAGAUUAUUCUUAUUGAACCUCUAGGGAGAAGGUUUAAAACUGUUAGAGCUAUAUAUCCAGAAUAAAUGAAGUUAGUUUAGGUUUCCUCCUAUAGUAACACUGGAUCAAUAAGAGGUGACUCUCACUAGACCUCUAGGGAGAACAGUUUAGAACUGAUAGAGCUAUCCAGUAUAAAAAAAGUUUAGUCUAGGUUUCCUCCUGUAGUAACACUGGAUCAAUAUGGAAUGAUCCUUUCUGGAUCUCUAGGAAGAACAGUUUAGAACUGAUAGAGGUAUCCAGUAUAAAUAAAGUUAGUUUAGUUUAGGUUUCCUCCUGUAGUAACACUGCAUCAAUAAAGGGUGAUCUUUACUGGACCUCUACGGAGAACAGUUUGGGACUGAUAGAGCCAGAAUUAAAGUAAGUUUGUGAAAAAACGGCGGCUUCGUCGCGGUAAAAUAACGAUAAACAAUCAUAAAGACAACAGACGCUAUAAAUUAAAAUUUUUUUUCAAAAGAUAGCUUUAGGCUACGAGUUGGCGCGUGUCGUUUUUUUGUUUGUAGCGAUUAUUUGCGAUAGUGCUAACAAUGAUUUAGAUCCUACGAUUAUUCCGGCACACAAGGGUUGUAGUAAUGACCCACUUAACGGCGUCACCAUUUCUAUUGAGGCGCAAUUAUUACAAAAUAUCGUAGCUGACAAAAUACAGGCAACGUGGUUUUGUGAACAUUAGUAAUGAAUAGGGGUGUUAUGUGUUAAUCCAGGACAGUAAUUAAAAACGCAUUAACUUUAAAAGUGCGAACAUGUUAUUAUAGUUCAUGAUUGGUUAGCUUUCGAGAGAAGCUGCAUGGUACUCCUUCAUCAACCGAGAUAACUAAGCUCGAUCAGUUUUGAACUGUUCUUCCUACCUGUAGAGGUCCAGUAAGGAUCAUCUCUUAUUGAUCCAGUGUUACUACAGGAGGAAACCUAAACUAAACUAACUAUAUGUGUACCUAUAUCAGCAUCAGAUCACUGCAAUAUGAAGUUGACUGAUCGUAUUUUUGUCUCAUUCUCAUCACGCGCAUGUGCGAACAGUGCUUUAUUGAACCUGUAUUCUUUAAAGAGAACAGAGCUAUUCUGUCUAUCCACUCCAGUACAAAUAAAGUUCAUUUAGUUUUAGGUUUCCUCCUGUGGUAUUGCCACACUGGAUCUCUAGGAAGAACAGUUUAGAACUGAUAGAACUAUCCUGUAUAAAUAAAGUUAGUUAAGUUGAGGUUUCCUCCUGUAGUAACACUGGAUCAAUGAGAGAUGAUCCUUACUGGACCUCUACGGAGAACAGUUUAGAACUGAUGGAGCUAUACAGUGUAAAUAAAAUUAGUUUAGUUUAGGUUUCCUCCUGUAAUAACACUGGAUGAACAAGAGGUGAUCCUUACUAGAGCUAUACAGUAUAAAUAAAGUACGUUUAGACAGUUUACUAUCUAUUCUGAAGUGGCUUAAGUCACUUCCGCAAUUCCUUAUCAUCUUUUUUUUAUUUAUAACAUUCUUGUUUCGUCGGAAUAGUACACCUAUAAGCAUGUUAUAUUUUUAGCGUAAUCUCCUCAUCAAGUAUUUCAGUCCAGGUGGCCGUUGCUAUAGGCAACAGUUACGUCAUCAAGUCAAAGGUUGACGGCAUUGAUCCUUAUCAAUGAAAGUUGUCUUCGAGUUAUUAAAAAACAAAUUAAAAUAUCGUUACCUAAUCAUUUAAAUGUUCACAACAUUCCGGCUUUUUAAGGAAAUAUUUAGAUUUUAGAGACACAAAAUCGUUCCUCUUUGAUUGUAAUAUUGAAUGGUGCCGCAGUAUAUAUACUCAGCCAUUUUUGUACAGAAAUUAUUACGAACAAAAAUGAAAUCCUUGAGCUCUAUGACUAUCCAGAAUAAAUAAAGUUGGUUUAUAGUUAGUUUUACUCCUGUUGUAACACACAACAAUGACGAUUUUUUUUCUAUCGUCUAGUGAGUUUUAUAUGUCUGGAGCAAUUAUAGAACUUCAGUCAUUUACCCAUUGAGUGACAGCUCUCUCCCCUUGACGAGUAAAAUCGUCUGGCGUUAGACAGAGUAACUAAUAGAGGGUUUAAGCUUUGUGUUAUACGUCAAACGGCAAACGCCAGGCAAAGAAAAAAUUUUCGAUAUCAGGCAAUAAAGAGUGAAUAAACUUGCUGUUUUAAAACUGAAAUGCAUAAUUAUUCUGUCGACGCAAGAAAGAAAAUAUGAAAGGAAAACGUUCAACGAAUAUUUUGCCAAGAAAGUUCGAACCUGCUGUUCGCGGAAACGUGAAGCUUAACCUCCCUAAUAAAGUAGGGCACAACGCCGGUGAAUGGAUGUAAAAUAAGUUCCGUUUGGUAUUUUCUUUAGCGUGUCUUUGUGUGAAAUCUUCAUCUCGUGCGAAUAUAACCAAGAGGAGAUACCUGUGUACUGGAGACGAAUGUCAGUAAGAACAGUAAGAUACUAUAUUACUGUAAUGGCUAAUCGUGCAGCAUUCUGUCAGGCCGAAGUAAAAAGUAUGAUCAGCUAGCAUCCUCGGCCGACCAUAGAAAAUGUUCCAACCAUAUUUUCAUGCCUCUUCUUUUGAACUGAUUCAAAUGUGCCAAAUAUAAGCAUAAUAUCGCAAGCUUGACGAGCCGUGAACCGUUGCUUCUCUUAGAAUUGUUGUAGUUUAUUUUCGAUGAAAUCAAAUAGAGAUCAGAAUGCCAGUGGCUUGGAGAGAUAUGGGUAUGUUCCCUUGCCGUUUUUCUGAAGGUACAUAAGAAUAAAAAAUAAAAACGCCUCCACCCCUACAAUAAAAUUUUUGUGAGAAAAGGAUGCUAUAAACCAACUAUUUUUUUACUUAAGCGGUACAUCUGGGAAUUGUUGUCAUUCCCAACCGUUAUCCUCGCCAAACAUUUUUCAACAUCGGGUUGUGUUAAUUCUGCUUUGAAACUUGUGCAGUUGUCAGAAUAUAUCAGUGGCUGUUGUGUUGUCAACUAUAUGUGUUAGUUUUGUACAUUUCUGUCUCACACGUAGAAACCCACAAGUUGUAACAAACCUGCAGCAGACUUGUAGCAAUGCUGUUCUAACAACUUGUCAACAGGAUGUGUUCGCACUGCUUGUUCCCAGCUUGUCGACAAGUUACCAUGCAACGGCUUGUUGACAACUUGCUACAAGGUUGUUGAGCUCAAUAGACUUGUUACAAGUUGUUCCAACAACUUGUUAUCGUCCUGCAAUUCAACAAUUUGUCAACAAGUUCUGAGUGACAACCUUGUAGCAACUUGAUAAACGGACAAAGUAGUAACAAUUUUGUCUUCAUAAACACAUAGACAAACACACAAUAUACAAAUGCGGAUGAAAAUAACGAUUAUUAACAAUUGUUACAUGAUAUACUACGCGAAUUUUAUGCAAAUAUAUUGAGCAUAAUGUAGCAAUUUACCGCAACCAUGCUGCAUAAAUGCUUAAUGAAUAAUGGCUGAAAGAUUUUGUGUGAACCCUUUUGAAAUGAAGUCCUUUUGUCUCUUUUCACCGUGUACAAAGAGAAAUGUCCCGCCGUGAUUUUUUUAUGUACCCACAAGGAAAGUGUAUCAAUUAUUUAAAUGUUUUUGUCUGUCAACAAUAGCGAAGCAUUCAGUAUUGAACUGAGAUUUUAAAACUUCGUUAAAUAAACGUGACGAUUCGUGGGAGAUUCGUGUAAUUUUGUAAACAUAAAAAUAAUGCAUUAUUAAAAAUGAAUUUAAUUUUAGUUCAUGCUGAGAGAAAAUUGUGUACUGCAUGCAUACUUAUUUUUACUUUACUUUACUUUCAAUACUUGCUUUACCUUGUCUUGCUUUGCUUUGCUUUGCCUUGCUUUGCUUCGUUUUGCUUUGCUUUGCCUAAUUGCUUUGCCUUGCCUAAUUGCUUUGCCUUGCUCAUAGUUAAUAUAAUGCCUUGCUCUGCUUUGCUUUGCUUUGCUUUGCUUUGCUUUCCUUUGCUUUGUUUUGCUCUGCUUUAGUUUACCUUGCUUCGCCUUGCUUUAACUUGUCUUGCUUUUAAGUUUUAUGCUUUACUCUUUAUAUUACUUUAUAUUUUGUACUUUGUACUUUAUACUUUGUUUUACUUGAGUAUGCAUGGUAUGCCGCUUGAAUAAACAAUUUGAAAUAUUGAAUUUUUCAUAACUUAUAUUCUUUAAAUAGCUUUCCUGUCCCAAUACACUCAGUAUUCUCAAUCCAUCAGUAAACAUUGCAAUAGUAUCAAACUAUUCACCAAAUGAUUCGAGCUAAAGCUUCUAAUCAACUCCUCCGACAACAAUAAUUCAAAUUACAUCUGUAUAUGUCUGCGGGCUGUUCUACAAACUUGUUGUAUGUCUGAUGAUGACUAAAUCGGUGAAUGCCUUUGUCGUCUCAGCAUUUGAUUAAUAUUGUCAUUGACACAUAAACGUUAUCAUGAUGAAAUAUAUUGAUGGUUCACU